Rasamsonia emersonii CBS 393.64 is the source of this 291-nucleotide messenger RNA. RefSeq lists its product as uncharacterized. Lineage: Eukaryota; Fungi; Ascomycota; Eurotiomycetes; Eurotiales; Trichocomaceae. The transcript is spliced from 3 exons. The record is from RefSeq and is a predicted model, not a curated record. The coding region runs from base 1 to 291 and encodes 96 amino acids.
AUGGGUCCGAAUGAUGACGGUCAAUCCGAUUUCGGCCCUCUUAAAAUGGAGAUCAGUUUUUCUGUGAUGAGUUGUACAGAAACGUGCGUGAUUGGUCAGAUAUGCUUAUUAAGCAUUAGCAUGCAGAGAGCCGAAGGACCGGAGCAUUUACUGUGGGCUUUGCUAUAUACUCCUAUUGGAAGCUUAGGGAUCAAAGGCAAGUUGUACUACUUGAUAAAGGUGACAGUCAGUGGUUAUGAUGAAAGUGGGAAAAAAAAGAAUGAUUUGGGACUUGAACCCAACCCGACUUGA